Messenger RNA from Rhincodon typus (whale shark), 2609 nucleotides. RefSeq names its product integrin-linked kinase (gene ilk). Gene Ontology annotation, biological process: integrin-mediated signaling pathway; cell-matrix adhesion; protein phosphorylation. Gene Ontology annotation, molecular function: ATP binding; protein kinase activity; protein binding. The transcript has 12 exons. Gene Ontology annotation, cellular component: focal adhesion; stress fiber. The record is from RefSeq and is a predicted model, not a curated record. The coding region runs from base 147 to 1505 and encodes 452 amino acids. Lineage: Eukaryota; Metazoa; Chordata; Chondrichthyes; Orectolobiformes; Rhincodontidae.
GAUUGUGGGUCACAUUGGAUUUUGACUGUCUAGGGAAAGGAUCCGGUGGAUUCUCUGGACUCAUUUGGAUCAACGUAUUCAGGUUGUCUCCUACAUCUGGUGUCUAACGGGAGCAGAGUUGGAGCAGUGAGGACAGGAGGAACAGGAUGGAUGACAUUUUUACCCAGUGCCGGGAAGGCAACGCAGUUGCAGUUCGGCUCUGGCUGGACAACACUGAAAAUGACUUGAAUCAGGGAGAUGACCAUGGUUUCAGUCCCCUCCACUGGGCCUGCCGUGAGGGGCGAUCCAAUGUUGUCGACAUGCUGAUAAUGCGUGGAGCUCGGAUCAAUGUGAUGAACCGGGGUGAUGACACGCCGCUACACCUUGCUGCCAGCCAUGGGCACCGCGAUAUUGUACAGAAGCUUAUCCAGUGCAAAGCAGAUGUCAGUGCAGUGAAUGAACAUGGGAACACACCACUGCAUUACGCUUGUUUCUGGGGUCAUGACGAGGUGGCCGAGGAUCUAGUGCUGAAUGGAGCCCUCGUUAGUAUCUGCAGUAAGUAUGGAGAGACCCCACUGGACAAAGGAAAGGCACACUUACGGGAGCUACUGAAGGAACGUGCAGAGAAGCUGGGCCAGAGUCUGACAAAAGUACCCUACAAGGACACCUUCUGGAAAGGGACAACUCGCACUCGCCCCCGAAAUGGAACAUUGAAUAAACACGCUGGCAUUGACUUCAAGCAGCUGACCCUGAAUCAUAAAAUCAAUGAGAACCACUCUGGAGAGCUGUGGAAAGGCAGGUGGCAGGGGAAUGACAUUGUCAUCAAAGUCCUGAAGGUGCGUGAUUGGACCACACGCAAAAGCCGUGACUUCAAUGAGGAGUAUCCAAAGCUCAGGAUAUUCUCCCACCCCAAUGUGCUGCCUGUUCUUGGAGCUUGUCAGUCACCGCCGGCCCCACAUCCCAUCAUCAUCACACACUGGAUGCCUUAUGGGUCUCUGUACAAUGUCUUGCACGAGGGAACAAAUUUUGUGGUGGACCAGACCCAGGCAGUGAAGUUUGCACUGGACAUUGCCCGGGGGUUGGCUUUUCUGCAUACUCUCGAGCCUCUCAUCCCCAGGCAUUAUGUCAACAGCAAGAGCAUCAUGAUUGACGAGGAUAUGACGGCUCGAAUCAGCAUGGCUGACGUCAAGUUCUCCUUCCAGUGUCCUGGGAGAAUGUACGCUCCUGCCUGGGUCGCUCCAGAAGCUCUUCAGAAAAAGCCAGAAGAGAUUAACCGGCGGUCUGCAGACAUGUGGAGCUUUGCGAUUCUCCUGUGGGAGCUGGUGACUCGGGAAGUGCCCUUCGCAGACCUCUCCAAUAUGGAGAUCGGUAUGAAGGUUUCUCUGGAAGGUCUGCGACCCACCAUCCCCCCAGGAAUCUCCCCUCACAUCUGCAAGCUGAUGAAAAUCUGCAUGAAUGAGGAUCCAGCAAAAAGACCAAAGUUUGACAUGAUUGUUCCAAUAAUGGAGAAGAUGCAGGACAAGUAGACAGGGAUUUGGAAAACUUUUCCUCUGUUAAUCCCUUCCUGUCAGCCUUACAGCUUCCUGUAACCACACAUAGCCUUCACAGGACUAUCCUGCCACAAGGACUCCCAUUGUUCCAGGAUCUGAUUCGAGACUUGGGAGUUUCAGAAACCUGUUCCUGUCUCCCUUUGUUUACAGUGUGUGUCUAUUGCGGCAUUUUCUCUACCUAUUUUAUAUUGUUGAGAAUUCUGUUCACCCCUGGAGAUACAAGGCCUUCACUCUCAUCCCAUCUGCCAAAGAGGAGAGGACCAAUUAGCCAGGAUUCCUGCUUAUCACUAACCAGUGAUCCCGAAGUUAGAGAGAGAUGGGAAAUCAGUCCGGAUCCCUGCUAGUGAUCCUAAUUGAGAGAGGGUGGGUCCUGUUGCUGAUCCCUGUCCAGUACUUGGCCCUGUUAGGUAGCAGUAUCUGCAGAACUGGUCCAGGACACUUCUCUGUCUGUCUGUGGUCAUCCAGGGUGUUGUGGAGCAUGACCCUGGUUCCUGUUUUCAUCAGUGCUAAACAACAAUAUUCUAAAAAGUCAGGUACGGUUGUUUGUUUUAUAAUUCAUUGCCGUUUCCUAACCUGGCUGUGCUCACAACUGUACCUGUUUACAGUGAUUGUGUGUCUCGCAGCCUUGUCUUCCUGUUUUCUCACCUAUCUACAUUAUGAAUCUCCUGGCUCCUAGUCAGCCUUGGUUGCAACCUGUCCCCCUUCUGAGGCCGAAUGUGACCCAUGUUCCAGAUGGUGGAGGGAUAGCCAUAGCGCUGUCUGUGUGACUCCUGUUCCAUGGCCCUUGCAGUUUAUGUGCCAUUCUUGCUGUAGAAAAUGUGAAGACCUUGUGCCCCAUGCUGUCACCUGUGUAAUUGUCAAUCUUCACUAACCUGUCUCCUUGCUGUUGCUACCUUCUGGCUCCUGAACACAUUAACUCUGAAUUCCUGGCCGGGCAGCAUUACUCAAAUGGAACUUGCUAAUCAUUUAUGUAAUUUAUAUAACACUUGUAUUUCUGGUUUCUUUCAACAAGUCACUGCUGUUUUAUUGAAAAUAUAACUUUAUGGACUUUACAUUAAAGAGAGACAGAUUUCCAAUUUA